AGCCAGCCUCCUGCGCUCUUUUCACCACCGCACAAACUAAGUCCGCAACCUCUUGACCUUGAUCCCCUACGUCACUAAACAAAAGCAACCAGUUGGUUAGAGCUCACCGAAAGGCUUGCCUGCGCGGUUCGGAGGGAACUGUAGACAACCUGAGACGCUUAUAAGUAGUUUCACAGCUUUCGGGGGCCUUGACUGUUUGUGAGGGAGUGCAUAGAGAAAUGGAGCGGCAAGACUGUGCCGGCUCGAGCUCGCAAGGGCCCCCGCAAGGCCGCGGAGGAACGCAGCCGCGCGGCAUCAAGCAACUGCCUCGGUUUGACGCGGGCGUGAUGGAGACCUACUUGGACGACAUGCGCGACAUGAAGGCGAAGGUGUACCAGAUGUUCCGCGAGCACCCCGAGCUGCUGCCGAACGUGGAGGAGGGCCUGUCAAAAGAGGAGCAUCGCGAGCUAGUGCGCCGCUCGCUCAAGGUAAUCCUGCAGGCCGGCUACAGCCCUCUGGACUUCCUGGCUCGUGACCCGCGCAAGUACUUUUACCUGGGCGAGUGCUUGUCCAUGGUGGACCUGUCGCUCAUGGUCAAGAGCGGCGUCCAGUACAGCCUGUGGGGCGGCUCUGUGCUCAACCUGGGGUCGGAGGCGCACCGGCGGCGCUACUACGACGACAUCGCGCAGCUGCGGCUGCCGGGCUGCUUCGCCAUGACGGAGCUCAAACACGGCAGCAACGUGGCUGCGCUGCAGACGGAGGCUGUGCUGGACGUGCUGAGUGACGAGUGGGUGGUGCACACGCCGGAUGAGGGCGCCAUCAAGUGGUGGAUAGGCAACGCAGCGGAGGACGGCCGCGCAGCCACCGUGUUCGCCAGGGAGGGGGUGCAGGGGGUGGGUGUGGAGGAUGGCCGCGCAGCCACCGUGUUCGCCAGGCUCAAGGUGCCGGACCCCAACGGCGGCCCCAAGCUGGUGGACCAUGGCGUGCACGCCUUUGUGGUGCCCAUCCGCGACGCCAACGGCAGCACACUGCCGGGCGUGGAGAUCCGGGACUGCGGGUACAAGGUGGGCCUGAACGGCAUCGACAACGGCGCCAUCCGCUUCACGCACGUGCGGGUGCCGCGCGGCAACCUGCUGGACCGCUUCGCCAGCGUGGACAAGAGCGGCCGCUACAGCAGCCCGCUCACCAGCCAGGCGCGCAGGUUCGCUGCCACGCUGGGCGAGCUCACGGGCGGCCGUGUGGGGCUGGUGGCGGGCAGUGUGGGCGUGCUCAAGGGCGCCGUGACCAUUGCGGUGCGCUACGCCUGCCUGCGCCAACAGUUUGGCCCACCCGACUGCCCCGAGGUGGCCAUCAUCGACUACCAGUCCACACAGCUGCGCCUCAUGCCCAUCCUGGCCACCGCCUACGGCCUGCACUUUGCACGUGGGCUGCUCACAGACAAGUACGUGGACAUGAAGCGCACGCGCGAGCCGCGCCUGGUGGAGGAGGUGCACGCGCUGUCGGCCGGGCUCAAAGCCUACACCACCUCCUACACGCAGGCCGCGCUGUCCACCUGCCGCGAGGCGUGCGGCGGGCACGGCUACGCGGCUGUGAACCGGCUGGGCGCACUGCGGUCGGACCACGACAUCUUCCAGACCUUUGAGGGCGACAACACCGUGCUGCUGCAGCAGGUGUCCGCCAUGCUGCUCAAGGAGUACCGGCAGCAGUUCUCCGGCGCCCCCCUCACCGCCACCUACCACUACCUGCGCGCGGCGCUGCUGGGCGCGCUGCCCAACAACCCGCUGGUCACGCACGACACGGAGCCGCGCCACCUGCGCGACCCGGCGUUCCUGGCCAAGGCGCUGGAGUACCGCACGGCGCGCAUGCUGUUCACGCUGAGCCUGCGGCUGCGCAAGGCCGGGCCGCGGCUGGGCGCCUUCCACGCCUGGAACAAGUGCCUGACGCACGUGCUGGACCUGGCCAACGCCUACGUGGAGAGCGUGGUGUACAAGACCUUCCUGCGCGCCGUGGAGGGCUGCGUGGACCCCGAGUGCCGCCGCGCGCUCAAGGCCAUGUCGGACCUGUUUGCGCUGCGGCUGAUUGAGGGCGACAUGAUGUUCCGCAACGACGAGUACAUCGCGCCCUCCAAGGCCAAGGCCAUCAGCCGGCUGGUGGUGUCGCUGUGCAGCGAGCUGAGGGGCGUGGCGCUGCCGCUGGUGGACGCCUUCGCCAUCCCCGACCACAUCCUGCGCGCGCCCAUCGGCCUGGGCGGCAGCGGCGGCACCGGCCCGCAGCCCGACAUCUACAAGGAGUACCUGCACGCCGCCGGGUUCGAGGUGUGAGGCGCUUGAGGUGAGGAGUGCCUGCACGCCGCCGGGUUCGAGGUGUGAGGCGCGUGAGGUGGGGAGUACCUGCACGCUGCCGGCUUCGAGGUGUGAGGCGUGCGAGGCAGGCGGAAGCAGUGCGAGGAAGUGGGGUGGCUGAGGCGUGCGAGGUGGAGGUGUGUUGAGGUGGAGGGCGCGCACGGGACGCAGGCUGGGCAGAGGCGCGCAGGGCGGUCACGACGGCGGUGGCGGGACGCCCCCCGUGGCAGGAGGCGGGGUGGCAGGCGGCACUGGCGGCAGAAGCGGGGAGGAGCUGCGUGUGUGCCUGCUGGGUGGGGGAGGCGCUGCGCGUUUGUGUAUGUGUAGAGCAAACCCAUAGGGGUGGCACAUAAGUCUCUUUUGGCUGGUGAAGCCGGCGCUUGGGUUGGUGGUAUGUUCUGGUAUACACGCGUGACAAUGUUUUUGUCGGGCCCAUUAUUUCUGCUUUAUUUCAGUUUGCUCAAAGUAGUGCAGUGAUUUGUGUGGAUGAUAAUGCUUUGCAAGCAUGGCAGCGCGGAAUCACUUCACGCACAGCAACCCUGCUGGGGUGCAUUCCACACGCGCCUCACACGUGAAAGAGCAAUCGCGCGCGCCGGAUUUGGCGACACACGGACUCCCAAUAAUGCGCUGGCUUCACUGCUUUUGCUUUGGGGAUCCCCCUAAUGACUUGCGGCAUUCUUUGAGCCUCGUACACUGGUAGAAGUCUAGCUUGAUGUCUGGUGGCUUUAGUGGGAGCGCGGUUGCCAGGCGUAAGAAAGCGGAACGCUGCCGGCAAAUUUCCUGUCACGGAGGAUGUACACGUGGUGGACGAGGGAAUUUAGAUGUGGCCGCGUCACAGUAGAGCUUCUCCAGGCUGAUUGUGUGUUGUUAGAUACGGUACUGCCCAUCGCAAGAGGUGCAGUGAUUCGCACACUUCGCAGGGGGCACAGAGAGGUUACCGUGGCAAAGCAAUGUAAGCAAAUCAACCUGGCAUUGCGUUCGUACGGACUCUCCGUCACAGGUUAGCGCGCCAGGCGUACCAAACAUCAGGCAUUGCAACCCACAAGCUACUGUUUAUAAAACACACAAACACAUUAGUCGUGCAUUCACGCCUUGUGGGAUUCAUGGGCCGGGAUAACAGCCAUCACACUCGGGACUGUGUGCUCCUCACCACCCUCUGCUCUUGCUUGUACCAGGAAUUCAACGGCGCGCGACCACAAUCAGGCGGGAGCAGUGCCCAGCGUCUAGGGAUGCCAAAAGGGGUGCCCUUCUCCCCUGCUGGCGUCCGUGAACUCAGAAGAGAAACGUGGAGACCCCGCGCAGCUCGUAACAUCUUCAGUUGCUGCACAGAGCUGACACCACCACACACAAGCACCAUACAGUACACGUGCGACUGCACCAGCACCCGCGCCUCCACGCGCCACCGCAAAAGCCUGCCAUACAUAUACACGUACACAGCGGUUUU
This is a messenger RNA of Chlamydomonas reinhardtii, 3765 nucleotides long. RefSeq lists its product as uncharacterized. The record is from RefSeq and is a predicted model, not a curated record. NCBI's taxonomy places the organism in Eukaryota, Viridiplantae, Chlorophyta, Chlorophyceae, Chlamydomonadales, Chlamydomonadaceae. Gene Ontology annotation, biological process: lipid homeostasis; fatty acid beta-oxidation using acyl-CoA oxidase. The coding region runs from base 219 to 2300 and encodes 693 amino acids. Gene Ontology annotation, cellular component: peroxisome. The transcript has 18 exons. Gene Ontology annotation, molecular function: FAD binding; acyl-CoA oxidase activity; fatty acid binding.